CGCUAACGGAGCCGGCGGCAUGGACUUCGUCAUGAAACAGGCCCUUGGAGGGGCCACCAAGGACAUGGGGAAGAUGCUGGGGGGCGAGGAGGAGAAGGACCCGGACGCGCAGAAGAAGGAGGAGGAGCGGCAGGAGGCGCUGCGGCAGCAGGAGGAGGAGCGCAAGGCCAAGCACGCGCGCAUGGAGGCGGAGCGCGAGAAGGUCCGGCAGCAGAUCCGCGACAAGUAUGGGCUGAAGAAGAAGGAGGAGAAAGAGGCCGAGGAGAAGGCUGCCCUGGAACAGCCCUGCGAGGGGAGCUUGACCCGGCCCAAGAAGGCCAUCCCUGCGGGCUGCGGGGACGAAGAGGAGGAAGAGGAAGAGAGCAUCCUGGACACGGUGCUCAAAUACCUGCCCGGGCCACUGCAGGACAUGUUCAAGAAGUAGCCGGCCCUGCAGACCCACCCCACUCCA
This is a messenger RNA of Ochotona curzoniae (black-lipped pika), 451 nucleotides long. RefSeq names its product complexin 2 (gene CPLX2). NCBI's taxonomy places the organism in Eukaryota, Metazoa, Chordata, Mammalia, Lagomorpha, Ochotonidae. Gene Ontology annotation, molecular function: syntaxin binding. The record is from RefSeq and is a predicted model, not a curated record. Gene Ontology annotation, cellular component: terminal bouton; SNARE complex. The transcript has 4 exons. The coding region runs from base 20 to 424 and encodes 134 amino acids. Gene Ontology annotation, biological process: synaptic vesicle exocytosis; neurotransmitter transport; regulation of neurotransmitter secretion.